Syngnathus acus (greater pipefish) is the source of this 1806-nucleotide messenger RNA. RefSeq names its product GDP-D-glucose phosphorylase 1 (gene gdpgp1). The transcript is spliced from 2 exons. Lineage: Eukaryota; Metazoa; Chordata; Actinopteri; Syngnathiformes; Syngnathidae. The coding region runs from base 173 to 1237 and encodes 354 amino acids. Gene Ontology annotation, cellular component: cytoplasm. Gene Ontology annotation, molecular function: GDP-D-glucose phosphorylase activity. Gene Ontology annotation, biological process: glucose metabolic process. The record is from RefSeq and is a predicted model, not a curated record.
GCAAUUCAAACCGGAAAUACGAAUACCAACGACGAAGAACCAACGUAACUAUUCGGGAACUAACAGGAGCUUAACAUUAGUUAAACGUGCACAAAUACGUAAGAUGACGCCAGCCUGUUUAUCUACGCAAGCAAUGUAAAACGUCAACACCCUCCACCCCACCUCCACAGCCAUGCCAGUCCAGUUUGUUUACUGGAAUCAAGACUUUACAAAAGAUGUGCCCGUCAAUACCAAUAACACGUCGGCAUGGAAAUCGAGGUUUGACACUGCCAUUCAAGCUGGAUGGAUGGACAGGAUGGAGAGGGGGCUCCUUCGCUAUCGUUUGGACGAUUUACAGACACGUAUCCUGCCUGGCCCCUGUGGUUUUGUUGCCCAGUUAAAUAUCAAGAGAGGACUAGAGCGAAGAAAGCCUCAAGAGAUCCUAAGUAUUCAGCAAGAUUUCAAUGCUGAGCUGUUUCAUUUUAACAAAGUCAAUCCAGAUGAGAUCAUAUUUGAGAUGAUUAAGGAAUCUGAGGAAGGGCAUGAAAUUGGCCGUCAAUCGUGUAAGACUAUUGUGUUGGUCAAUGUCAGUCCUCUGGAGUUUGGACAUUGUCUUUUUGUUCCAGAUCCAGCACGCUGCUUUCCUCAAAUCCUCACAAGGUUUGCCGUUGAAGUUGGUAUUGAAUCGGUCCUGCUCAGCUCUGAUCCAUCUUUUCGUGUAGGCUUCAACAGUCUCGGGGCAUUUGCAUCUGUCAAUCAUUUACAUCUUCAUGGAUAUUACUUGAAGUAUAAGCUCAGGAUUGAAACUAUUCCUGUCCGUCCGCUUAUUCCCGACAAAGGAUUUUAUACUUUGGGAGGAUUUCCUGCAGGUUUUCUAUUCUACACCGAAUCCAAGGGAGUGAAGGAUGUCGCCAGUGCCAUCUGUCAUGUCACUGACUUUCUAGUGGAGGCCAAUGUCGCUCACAACCUCUUCAUGACCAGAGGAGCCCCACCCUGCGAAGACGAUGAUGACAAGUUAUUAAGAAAAGGCGUACGCAUUGCCGUGUGGCCCAGAGUAGCUUGUUUUGGUACCAAAGAGGAGUCCGCUCUCAAUGUUGCACUAUGCGAGCUUGCUGGACAUCUACCAUUUAAGAACAAGAAGGCCUAUGAGCUCACCACUGAGUCACGUGUUAUAGAAAUCAUUCAGCGUUAUCUUCUCCCGCAUGAAGAUUUCCUACAAUUGGAAAAGCAGCUGACUCAUCAUUUAAUGACACUGUAAUGAUUUGACAAAACAUGUUGAGUUCUGCUCAGUCCUUAUAAUAUUAAUAAAUGACAAAUUUAAACUUUGCCAAGAGUGUGUGUGCGGUCACUUUCAAAGAUGCCAACAGUUUUCCCAAAUAAUGAUAAAAACCAGAGAGAGAUUAUUAGUAGUCAAGGAGGCCGUUAUUUAUUUUUCAGUAAAAGGGAAAAAAUAUUUACAUAUACUGAGUGAUUGAUGGAUAUAAGUAGAUAUACUGAUGUAGUGUACAGUAAAUAUCACAAGAUAAAAGAUGUAAUUCUGACCUUUUGGGUUACAUUCAUCUUUUGAUCAGAAACCCAAUAUAUGAUAUGAACCAAAGUAGCCUACAAUAUAUUGAAAAAAAGGACUCCACUAUACUAAGACCAAAUCUUCCCAAUCAGCGUGUAGGCCAAUAUGAAUCGAAGUCGAGCAUGAUCCCAGUGGAGUUUUAUCAUGUGCUUGAAUGACAUCACCAAGACAGUGAUGCCAACACAAAUGAUUAGUGCAGCGAGGUGUGUUUUCAUCUGAUGAUGACGACCUUGUUUUUCCUCAAUAUCAAAACACAUAAU